This is a messenger RNA of Eutrema salsugineum, 1808 nucleotides long. Its product is annotated as probable pectate lyase 3. The record is from RefSeq and is a predicted model, not a curated record. The coding region runs from base 87 to 1466 and encodes 459 amino acids. Lineage: Eukaryota; Viridiplantae; Streptophyta; Magnoliopsida; Brassicales; Brassicaceae. Gene Ontology annotation, molecular function: pectate lyase activity. The transcript has 3 exons.
GGUUUUACCGAUCUGAGAACAACAACCUCCGCUCAAGGUUUUGCCGGAAAAAUAAAUUUCAGCGGCUUUGAUCGCCGCAUUUGCAAAUGGCAGCAGCAUUUUUGAAUACUGGCUGCUACGUUUUCGUCUUCUCCUUGUCGUUAUUAGCCACAUUCGCUCCACAGGGUCGAGCCAAUGUUGCUGUCUUCGACAACUACUGGACGCAGCGUCAAAGCGAUGCAUUGAAACAAACCAUGGACUCUUACGAUCCUAAUCCGCUAAACGUCACCAAUCACUUAAAUCACCAUGUCGCUCUAGCAGUGGACGCCACGGAAGCAAUGAACAGCACAAGGAGAGAGCUUUCGCAGGUGAAAAGUGGUAGGAAAACGCAAAAAAGCAGUGGAAAAUGCGUAGCUUAUAACCCGAUAGACAAAUGUUGGCGAUGCGACCGUGAUUGGGAGAAAAACCGGAAGACACUAGCGGAUUGUGUGCUCGGAUUCGGCCGGAGAACCACCGGAGGAAAAAACGGACCGUUCUACGUAGUCAACGAUGCUUCAGACAACGAUCUUGCCAACCCUAAACCAGGAACGUUAAGGCACGCGGUGACCAGAGAUGGACCGCUUUGGAUCAUAUUCGCCAAAAGCAUGAUCAUUAAACUGCAACAAGAACUGAUGAUAACGAGCGACAAAACGAUCGAUGGACGAGGAGCUAGGGUUUACAUCAUGGAAGGUGCUGGACUAACGUUGCAGUUUGUGAAUAACGUGAUCAUACACAAUAUAUAUAUCAAGCACAUUGUUCCUGGGAACGGUGGGUUGAUCAGAGACUCUGAGCACCAUAUAGGGCUCAGGACAAAAAGCGAUGGUGAUGGAAUCAGUUUGUUUGGAGCAACCAAUGUUUGGAUCGACCAUGUCUCGAUGACGAGAUGUGCAGAUGGUAUGAUCGAUGCAAUUGAUGGCUCUACUGCUGUAACCAUUUCCAAUAGUCAUUUCACCGACCACCAAGAGGUGAUGUUGUUUGGGGCGAGGGACGAACACGUGAUCGAUAAGAAAAUGCAGAUAACGGUUGCGUUUAACCACUUUGGUAAGAGACUGGAACAGAGAAUGCCUCGUUGCAGAUUCGGAACGUUCCAUGUGGUGAACAAUGACUAUACGCAUUGGGAAAUGUAUGCAAUUGGUGGAAACAUGAACCCUACAAUCAUUAGCCAAGGCAAUCGUUUCAUUGCUCCUCCUAACGAACAAGCCAAACAGAUUACAAAGAGAGAGUACACACCAUUCACUGAAUGGAAAUCUUGGAAUUGGCAAUCAGAAGGAGAUUACUUCCUCAAUGGAGCUUAUUUUGUUCAAUCAGGCAAACCAAAUGCGUGGAGCCCUAAACCGAAAAACCCGUUACCUAACAAGUUUGCGAUUCGACCUAAACCAGGAACGAUGGUCCGUAAACUCACCAUGGACGCAGGAGCACUUGGCUGCAAACCGGGUAAAGCAUGCUGAUUGAAAUUACCAUUUUGCCCCCUUCCAACAAACACACAUAACAAAGCUUUUGCUCUGUUCUUUUGCUCUGUUUUUGCUUGUUGUUCAAGAAAAAUAGAGAGAGAAGAGGAGAGGAGAGGAAAAGCAAAAGAGGCUGUUCUUAAUUAUGUUUGUAAUCAAAGAAUACAUAAUGCGCAAUUUCGGAUUAUUAUUCUUAUUAGGAUUCAAGUUCCUCUUUUUUUCUGCGGAUUAAAUCUGUUUACAGUCUCCUCCCUAUACUUUGAUUGAAUAGACUCCCCUAAAUCUCUUGUUUUGUCUCAUGCAUUAGGUCUUCAGGUCUUUCUUUAUUGUUCAUGAUCACUA